Messenger RNA from Plectropomus leopardus (leopard coralgrouper), 2643 nucleotides. The record is from RefSeq and is a predicted model, not a curated record. Lineage: Eukaryota; Metazoa; Chordata; Actinopteri; Perciformes; Serranidae.
GCACACAGCACAGCUCCUGGCUAGCAUCCUCUGUGUUAAACACUGGAGAUUAAGGAUUCACGUAUCAUUCUAACGUUUUCUCCGACAGCCAGCGGAAAUUAAUUUAAUCUAAUUUAAACUAAAAAUUCAGCAUUUAGAAUUGUCCUUGGAAAGGUCUGAGAAAUGGCAGAAAAUCCAGAACAAAACGAGGCGAAGCAUGACAGCGCAUCGUUCACUGGAAUAACGGACCAAGAGAAAGAAAUGGCAGCCAGUGCAUAUGAAGCCUUUUUGACUGGGAAGUACGACGAGUCUCUCAAACACCUGGAAGCCCUGCAGGAGCUCAACAAAGAAGACUACAAGAUUUCCAUGAAUAAAGCUGUCGUUGAGUUUUACAAAAGUAAUCAGACCACCACGGGGACUCUGAAGCAAGCACUAAUGGCUAUGAAGAACCAGGUUCACACAUCAGCAGAGGACAUUGAUGGAUUAGAUGAUGUUGAAAAUAGCUUGCUGUACUACAAUCAAGCCAUCAUCCACUAUCACAUGCGCCAGUACUCCGAAGCCAUCGCCAUUGGAGAGAGGCUCUACCAGUUUCUGGAACCAUUUGAAGAGAAGUUUGCUCAAGCUGUAUGCUUCCUGCUGGUGGAUCUGUACCUGCUCACCUUCCAGCCUGAGAAGGCCCUUCACCUGCUGGCUGUGCUCGACAAACUCUCUGUACAAGGAAGCAACAAGAACGGCAAAGGAGAGAACUACACUUCAAACAAAGAUGGAGCCAACCAGAAGGCAGAGUUCACAGCCAUGAUUGAGGCAGCCAAAUCAAAGAUGCACCAGUACAAAGUGAGAGCCUAUAUCCAGAUGAAAUCCUCCAAGGCCUGUAAACGGGAGAUCAAAUCAGUGAUGAACACAGCGGGGAAUUCUGCACCCUCACUCUUCCUCAAGAGUAAUUUUGAGUACCUGAGAGGAAACUACCGAAAAGCAGUGAAGCUGUUGAACAGCUCCAACAUCGCAGAACAUCCUGGACCCAUCAAGACGGGUGAAUGUGUUCGAUGUAUGUUCUGGAACAAUCUGGGUUGCAUUCACUUUGCAAUGGGGAAACAUAACCUGGGCAUUUUCUACUUCAAGAAGGCACUGCAGGAAAACGACCACACCUGCGCACAGCUGGGAGACGGUAGCAGCGGGCAAUCUAAGAAGUUCACAGGUAUCCCCAUGUGUGCUUUACUAGCCAACAAGCGCUAUGAGCUGCUGUAUAACUGUGGGAUUCAGCUGCUGCACAUUGGCAGGCCUCUGGCCGCAUUUGAGUGUCUGAUGGAGGCAGUGCAGGUUUACCACUCCAACCCCAGACUGUGGCUGCGACUGGCAGAGUGCUGCAUCUCAGCUAACAAGGGGGGGUCAGAGCAGGAGAGCAAAGGGUUACCUUGUAAAAAAGGUAUAGUUCAGUCUAUUGUUGGUCAAGGCUACCAUCGCAAGAUCGUCCUGGCAUCCCAGUCUACCCAGAAUACUAUCUACAGGUAAGGCCAGUCAGCAGCUAUCCCAGUAGCCAGUAUGUAGUUUGCGGCCAUCUGCCUGAGAAACGCUCUGCUGCUACUGCCUGAACACCAGCAGCAGGACACCAAGACAGAGAAUGGCUCGAAGAGCUCCAGUCAGUCAGGAAGCACCGAGAGCGGCAGCGAGAACAGUGAUGCCUGCAGUGGGAAAGGUCAGGAGGCUGAUAAAUUCCUGUCUGCUGCUCCAUCGUCUCCUCUCAGAAAACAGGAGGUAGAAAACCUAAGGUGCUCCAUCCUGGCCUGCAGUGCUUAUGUGGCGCUUGCACUGGGAGACAACCUGAUGGCUCUAAACCACUCUCAGAAGCUGCUCCAUCAAACUAAGGUGUCUGGAUCCCUCAAAUUCCUGGGACACCUCUAUGCUGCUGAAGCCCUCAUCUCAUUGGAUAGGAUCUCUGAUGCUAUUGCUCACCUCAACCCAGAGAAUGUCAGCGACGUGUCAAUGGGAGUGCUGAGCAGCGAGCAAGACCAAGGGUCUGACAAAGGAGACGAGCCUGUCGAGUCCUCAGGGAAGCAGACUCCUUUGUGUUACCCCAGCAGUGUGACAUCAGCUCGGGCCAUGAUGCUCUUCAACCUGGGCAGCGCCUACUGUUUGAGGAGCGAAUAUGACAAGGCCCGGAAGUGCCUGCAUCAGGCUGCAUCUAUGGUGAACACCAAGGAAAUUCCACCCGAAGCCAUCCUGCUGGGAGUCUACUUAGAGCUACAGAACGGAAACACCCAGCUGGCCCUGCAGAUCAUCAAACGGAACCAGCUGCUGCCUGUGGCGGUCCAGAGGGUCUCCCCAGACACCCGCAAGAAACCUGUCCAGCCCAUCCAGCUGCCCUCAUCCUUCACACAAGUUCAGCGCAAAUGAGCAUCCUCAACCACCUCUGACCCCCCAACCCCACCCCACCCCACCCCACCUCACCCCACUCCACUCCACACAACACACGCACCCCUGAGCAGCCUUGAUAUUUAUAAAGCCUCCGCAUCAGGAGCCGUAUGAAAUGCGGGCGUGACUGCUGAGGAGAGAACAUAGUGAGCUGCAGCGGUUACUGUGGACUGACAGUAGCUGACUUGAUACUUCCAUCUGAAUGAGAAAUCUGUGUGUUGUCUGAGCAAUGAAAUUAAAUUUUAUUUACUGUAA